AUGGACUCACACAAGGAUGUGUACGUACCUACCUAUGUCCUCCUAGGAAGUAAUGACAGUGCUGGAAGGCAAAAUACUACUGUAAAACUUGAUGGAACAAAUUUUCUUGAAUGGUCUCAAUCAGCUAAGCUUACAAUCGAAGGAAGAGGUAAGCUUGGGUUUAUUACCAGUAAGGAAGUUAAGCCAAAGCCUGAAGAUCCAAAUUAUUCCAAAUGGGAGCAGGAUAAUUUGUUGGUUAUGUCAUGGCUUGGGGAGAAAUUGGUGGCCAUGUAUUUCUCUUCCUUACAAUCAGUUUGGGAAGAAAUUGAUCAUUUAGAAGCUUUGGAGUGGAAGGAUCCUAUUGAUGCUAAACAAUAUAGGAAGUGCAUUGAGAAAAACCGAGUUUUUGAUUUUCUUGUUGGACUGAAUGCCGAUUAUGAUUUCACCAGGCAACACAUCCUUAGUGCUGAUAUUUUAUCACUCUCCACAGCAUAUUCUUUGGUGCAAAAUGAAGAGAGUAGGAGGUGCCAUGAUGCAAGUUCCUGUCAGUGA
Messenger RNA from Nelumbo nucifera (sacred lotus), 531 nucleotides. NCBI's taxonomy places the organism in Eukaryota, Viridiplantae, Streptophyta, Magnoliopsida, Proteales, Nelumbonaceae. The record is from RefSeq and is a predicted model, not a curated record.